This is a messenger RNA of Cydia pomonella (codling moth), 2268 nucleotides long. It is a transcript of the gene Not11, whose product is annotated as CCR4-NOT transcription complex subunit 11. Gene Ontology annotation, cellular component: CCR4-NOT complex. The coding region runs from base 713 to 2116 and encodes 467 amino acids. The record is from RefSeq and is a predicted model, not a curated record. Gene Ontology annotation, biological process: mRNA catabolic process; negative regulation of translation. NCBI's taxonomy places the organism in Eukaryota, Metazoa, Arthropoda, Insecta, Lepidoptera, Tortricidae. The transcript is spliced from 10 exons.
UGAAAAAAGUCUAUUGUCAUGGUUGCGACAUUGACACAAUUUUGCUGAACUGCAACCAUAUAAGAAAUUAGCAAUAGGUCUUUAAGUCACAUAUCGAAUGGUUUAUUUUAACAUAUAUUUUGAUAUUUUAAAAACAACGCUUAUUUUGAUUUGUACAGUAACCUCAUAAGCAGGUACUUAAUUAAAGAAGACACUUAGCAUAAUUAAUAAUAUAUAAAGUAUGGAGUGUGGAAUUAAGUCUAUCUCCACCUUUCGUAAUAUAAAGCUUGUAGUGAUUGUUAUUAACAACUUUCUUUUUUACUAUGCCUUACAAAGUAUGUUUUUUAUUUUUAUUUUUUUAUCAUUGAUACCUUUAAAAUUUUAAGAUACAUAAUCGAGACUUAGCGCAUCACUAUGGUAGUUUAGACGAUGUCAUUCUCACCCCACCCCCUUGUCUUGUUGACAUUUGUAGUGUUUUAAUACAUGCAAGCGAAAAGAACUCAAUAGAAACAGUUUUGCUGUUUACGUCUAAGCUAUAAUCAACCUUAUGUUAUUGUGGAUGAGUUUAAUAUUAAACGAUUAAUUUAUCGUAAUAUUUUAGUAAGAAGCGAAACAUUUCUUUAAAAAUACUAUAAUUCUGUUGCACGAUAGAAAUGUUUAUUGUUACAGAUUUUAUAGAUUGUAACUUUUACUAGAUAAUAAAUAGUUUAAGUAUUAUAUUAAGUCCAUAAUAAUGACGCAGCAGCUAAUAAAUGAGAAUAGCAAAUACAUUUUAGAUUUAUUUUCGGAACAAACAGUGGAUCAACAGAGCUUGGACUCAAUAUGUGCUCAAGUACAAAAGCGCUUUCCAAAAACAGAGCACUUUAAUUUAUGUCUCCUCUUAUCAUCCCUCAUCACUGGCGGGGACCUGUCUCUGCCCGGCCAGCGUGUGGUCGCCCUAGCCCUCCUACACGACAUAUACAAAGUGGACAGUCCGUUCAGCCCACUGUACCUGCAUUUGCUGGAGUCGAAGCCUGGCCUGACGCCGCUCACGCCGCAGGAGAGGUUGUUUGUUGGACAACUACAUGGCUUCACUAGCGGUAAUGUCAGAGAUGUUAUGAAGAAGACAGCAAAGCAAGUAAUACUGACAGAAGUAAACGCCAAAGACCUUGAGUUCGACCUGUCGCCGCUUCAGUCGCUUGUGGCGGAGCGAUUAGCGGAUAUCAGCUCAACGGCACGGGCAUCCGCUCCUGCUCUUAUUCCGCUGUCAGACGGUAGUCCUCCAAACCGGAUAGCAAUGAAGGAGCUGAUCGAAGCUCUCAUGUCGACGGAUUAUCUUCCCCUCCACGGAACCCUGCAGGCCAGGGGACCCAUCCCGCCACCUGCCUUCCUGUUAGACGAGAUACCCUUCUCUGAUGAGGUAGUAUGGAAGAACCUGGUGAACCGCGGCGCACACAUACCUAUGUUCGACACGGCCCAAGACGGGCUGAUAGGCCUGCGACCUGCUAAGGUCAAAGACCAGCCCAAGCCUAAGCAAGAAGAAAAGAAAGAAAAGCCAGAAGAGAAGAAAGAAGAAGGCAAAGAGAGCCCCGUGUCUGAAGCCAAGCAGCUGACCCAGAUGGCGCUGCGCGGCGCGCUCAGUGUGUCUCAGCAACAAAGACUGCUGGCCUUAUUAGACCACGAACCUAACGUCGUUUAUGAGAUAGGAGUCACGCCGUACCAGUUACCAGAGCUAGUGGAAAACAACCCCAUGGUGGCCAUCUCCGUCCUGCUGAAGCUGAUCCACUCGCAGCAGAUCACCGAGUACUUCAGUGUUCUCGUCAACAUGGAGAUGUCUCUGCAUUCAAUGGAAGUUGUCAAUAGAUUAACAACAUCAGUAGACUUACCGGUCGAAUUCGUGCACCUCUACAUAAGCAACUGCAUAUCAACGUGUGAGACUAUACGCGACCGGUACAUGCAGAACCGACUGGUACGACUGGUAUGCGUGUUUCUGCAGUCGCUUAUACGGAAUAAGAUUAUUAACGUUAAGGAGCUGUUCAUCGAGGUGGAAGCAUUCUGCGUGGAGUUCAGCCGCAUCCGCGAGGCGGCAGCGCUGUUCCGGCUGCUAAAGCAACUUGAUUCCGGCGACGCCGCGCAUAAGGACACCAAGGAAACUUAGACCUUAUGCAAACGUGUUAGGAUACAAUUUCAUGGGGCAGGAACAGGCAGGGAGGGGCAGCUGCCCCCCGCUCUAAUUUUACAUACAGUGUAUGCCCCUCUACGGCGUCUGCCCCCCCUAAGCCUCCGGCUAUGUCGCCUUGCCCCCCCCCC